Molecule: messenger RNA, 1239 nt
Organism: Anoplopoma fimbria (sablefish)
Lineage: Eukaryota; Metazoa; Chordata; Actinopteri; Perciformes; Anoplopomatidae
Gene: nkx1-2b
Product: NK1 transcription factor related 2-like,b
Biological process (GO): regulation of transcription by RNA polymerase II; cell differentiation
Cellular component (GO): nucleus
Molecular function (GO): DNA-binding transcription factor activity, RNA polymerase II-specific; RNA polymerase II cis-regulatory region sequence-specific DNA binding
Source: RefSeq, a predicted model, not a curated record
AUGGUGGGUUCUGUGAUAGAACAUGUGAUGAGCCGGGACAGAGCGGUACCGGGGGUCGGGGUCGGGGACGGGGUCCAGGUCCCAGACACCGUGGUGGGGCUGGACGGAGGAGACGUGCUGGACGGAGGGGCCGCCGGGGAGAAGCGGCUCUGCUCCAACGCCGUGGCGGCAGCGAGGGACGCUCAGGUCGGGGAGGACCAGUCGGAACCUCCGCCAACGAACCCGGUGGUGGCGCCGCAGCAGCAGGGCCCCACCGGCCCCCCCGGGCACCGGACCACCUCCUUCUCCGUUCUGGACAUCCUGGACCCCAACAAGUUCACGAGCAGCCGCCGGCAGCAGCAGCAGCAGCACGGGGGCCACCGGGGAGAGAUGUGUGCCUACGGAGCCGAGAACCGGAGAACCGGAGGAACCGGAGGAACCGGAGGAACCGGAGGGACCGGGGAGAGAGAGUCCGGCCUGGAGGCCAGCAAAGGCUGCUACGGAGCGGAGCAGCAGUACCAGAGCAAGGAAAGCUUUGUAUUCAAAAGCCAAGAUGAGGAAGACUAUCACAGAUCCGGGACCCCAGAUUCAGAGGCCCCGGAUGAGCCCUACAGCAGUGAGGAGAGCAGCUCAGCCCUGCCCAGUAACAGAGAAAGAGAUCCGGGCCAGCACAGCCACCAGGACCCCGGCAGAGACAACAAGAGCCCCGGAGGAGGCCCCACAGACCAGAUCACCGAUGUCCAGGCCAACGGGGGCCAGGGCGCACAGGGCAAACCCAAGAGGAAGCGCUCUGGCUCCGACUCCAAGUCGGGAAAGCCCCGUAGAGCCCGGACUGCCUUCACCUACGAGCAGCUGGUGGCGCUGGAGAACAAGUUCAAAUCAACGCGCUACCUGUCAGUUUGUGAGCGGCUCAACCUGGCCCUGUCGCUCUCCCUCACCGAGACCCAAGUCAAGAUCUGGUUCCAGAACCGUCGGACCAAGUGGAAGAAACAAAACCCCGGUGCAGACACCUCCGCCCCCACCGGCACAGGAGGAGGAGGUAUGGGAGGAGGAGGAGGCCUGGGAGGCCUUAGCCCUCUUAGCCCGUCCCCUCCAAUCAGCGGGCACCUGGCCAUGCAUGCUGGCUACGCCGGCCACCAUCACCCCCCCACCGGCAGCCUGGUCCAGCUGCCUUUCCUCACCGCCAGCCACGUCCUGUCCCCCUUCAUGCUGGGGACACAGAGCUACGCUGCACCCGCUUUCUACAGCACACACCUGUAG